Xiphias gladius (swordfish) is the source of this 5344-nucleotide messenger RNA. Its product is annotated as leukemia inhibitory factor receptor-like. The transcript is spliced from 18 exons. Gene Ontology annotation, cellular component: membrane. The record is from RefSeq and is a predicted model, not a curated record. Bases 1787 to 4471 code for a protein of 894 amino acids. NCBI's taxonomy places the organism in Eukaryota, Metazoa, Chordata, Actinopteri, Istiophoriformes, Xiphiidae. Gene Ontology annotation, molecular function: protein binding; cytokine receptor activity.
UGAAAAUUUAUACAUUAUCAUUUUAAAUUAUUUUUCCUUAAUUCAUAAUUCUAAAUGUUACAGAUUUCCCAGCAGCUGAAAAAAUGUUUCAGCAGCUUGUAAUACAAAGUCAACAACGUGACACCAGUGUAGUUAAACAGCUUAGUUACCAUGUAAAGUAUCCACUCUACUCUCUCAGAACUCUCAUGUACAUAUUUACACAUGGUGAUGGACUGCCUUCUUUUUAUAUGAUAAGAAAGAGAACGUCCUGUCCAUGUGGCCAAAAAAGGCCUUGGCUCCAAGAUCUGACACUUAAUUCACCCUUUCUCUUUCUGCCAGCUUCAGAAUGACUCACCCUGAACUCAAGUCUGUGUGAAGUCCCAGCCCAUUCCUUAACAGUCAUCACACAACACACAUCCUCUCAAAAUUCGAGGGAAUAGUGGAGAAACCACUUUAAAACUAAAACAGCAGGCCCAUGUGCCUCAGUAAUUCCAAUGAAAUGGAUGAAAUCGAAUGUGUGGUAUUUAAAUUGCAAAAGUUUAAUUUACGUUGAAUUAUUUUUACAUUUUCAUGUUUUAUUAUUUGUUGUGUUUGUUUUCAUUCAUAUUAUUGAUUAUUUCAAAAUGUCUUAUGUACUUAUAUAUUUAAUAUCAACAACUCUGGGCCUCCACAGAUAUGAGUGUUGUUACUAUGCAUUAUGCUUCCUUUUCUGAUUUAAUGACUCUUAUGAACUGAGAAAUAGAUUGAAAAAGACAGUAGUUGAACCUAAGAGAGAUGUGAUGAAGUUCGACUACCAUGCACAAAAAUCUGGUAUAUUUGAAUAAAAUUUGGUAGAGCUCUUUACGGUAAAUGAAUUUUGAAAUGUUGUGCCACUACUAAUCAAAUCCAAAUCAGCACUUGGCACGGAUAACUAUUCCUUGACAUGUAGUCUUCCUGUUGAACUUUUGUAACUAAGUGGCCUCUGCUUCCUCUUCUGUUUUUACUCUCCCGUGGGAAAAUGCGCACUGAAAAAACCUUUGAGGAACAUUUAAUUGAGCUGAUAGAAAUAUCACAUCUGACAGAAAAAGUUCUGACUUUGGUAUAUACUGUGUGUACUAAGUCUCUUCCAAACAAUUUUUGCUUUCGGUUCCCAGCGUUGUAUAUUUGUACAGUAUGUGGGCAUGUGUUUGGCUUAUGCAAAGUACUGCCUGGAUCAGAGGAUUUUUUUGACCGCAUUGAAAAGGACUUGACGAAAGACUGAUAAGUCUUUUCCUUAAGAGAACAUUUUCAAGAAGUUGUACAGAUUCCUGAUUUCUCACAACAGUAUAUUCUGUACUGUGAUCCAUUUAAUAUAACUGUAAUAAAUAAAGCGGCGUUUUCUUGCUGCCUUCAGGAGGACCCACUACACUGAGAUACUGAAACUAGUUCUUGUAAAGUCAUUUCAAAGAAUCAAAAUAUCCUGAGUCUGCAUUAGGCAUGUUGUAUCUGGCCACUGUGACUCAUGAUUACCAGAAGGCAGACACUCCAUUUCCUGCAUUGACCAAAUUGAUUUCACAAUCAUUAUGAGCUCAAGCAGCGAAGGAUUUUUUUUUCAGAGCUUGUAUCACUAGCCACUCUGGAAGGGAGUUUCAGGGAGUAACUUGACUCUCUGACUUUUUGUCCUCAUGUAAGAUCUGGAACAACUAGUCGGGAUUCCUUAUCCUGAUUAGCAGAUGCGUUUGAAGUCUUUUCUAUGAUGAAUGCACUGAAUCCACGAAGACUUCCUGAUAUAUUUCCCAUCAAGGAAUAACAACAAUUGACCACAAACCGUAAUCGAAGGAGGAUUAUCAUGAUCCAAUGGUUAUUACUGGUCACACUGUUCUGUAAGAGCACACAAGAUGGAAACGGACAAGAAAAUGGUGUUUUUCAUUGUGGACCUCCGAAUCUGACACUUAACAAAUCUGUUCAGACAAUCCUGUUAGCAUGGGAAGACGACCCUUCAUGCUCUGCAGUGCAUGAUGUGCUGAUCUACGAGCUGGUGGUUCUCAUAGCAGACAAGCAAGUACACUAUGAUGAAGUUGCUGUGACGCAUGAGCAGAUAGGAUCUCCUCACUCCUGGAACUGGACGUCCCACUUGGCCUUGGAGUGUGCUUCCCACACAGUCAGGCUCAGUUCCCGAUACGAAAACCGUACAAGCCCAUGGAAACAAGAGCAGACUCUUCCAGGAAAAGAAAACUUGUCAAGGCCAGAGGUUUAUCCACGGGACAGAGUGUUGAAGGUUGGCAGCACAGUCACCUUCUGCUGUGUUCUGCCGGCUGGGGAAAUCUUUGACAAAAUGUAUCUGCCUGGGUAUAAUAGCACUAUCAUGAACACUACCAAGAUCAACAAUCGGACGUAUGCCUUGACUGUCCGCCUGAACCAGCCAUCACGUGACAGUUGUACUGAUGUAAAAUGUAAAGCGAGUAUCCAGCAUGUCAAAACAACUGAGAAUGGGGCUUGUGCUUUUAUUGGCUAUCUACCUGGUGAUAAGGAUCUUCAGUGUGAAACCAGUGAUCUGGAAUCAGUCGAAUGUCACUGGACAGUAGAAAGAAGCCCACACCUGCUCUCAAAAAAAACAGAGUAUCAACUUCUUGGAAGUCCAUGUGAAGAUGGGUCUCGGGGGAGAUGCUUAAAAAAAGUGCAAGAGGAUGCUGGUGAGAGAAACUGGACGUUAACAGUGAAAAAUAAGCUUGGGAAAGUGGAGCUUUCAGACAGGGCCGACCUGACUAAAAGAGUGCACAUGCUCGCUCCAGAGGGAGUGAAAGCUUCAACUGUGAAUGCCAGAAAUGUUACCCUCGAGUGGAGCUGGAAAGUGCAACGGUACACUAAUCUCAAUUUAACAUGCCAAGUAAACGUUAGCCAUGGAGGAACAAAUACAAUGAGUGAAAACAUUGGACUUGGCCUUAGUUUUGCAGUUCUGACUGAUUUGAUACCAAAUUGGACGUAUAAUGUGACAGUACGAUGUGGAACAACACAAAAUUUCUGGAAAUGGAGUGACUGGAGCAUAGGAUUCAACUUCAACACAAAGGGUGAUGUUCCAGAUGCUCUUGAUGUUUGGAUGCAGGUGAAGGAUAAUCAGAUUAUAAUCAUUUGGAAAAUGCCACUUGCUAACCAGAGUCAUGGACACAUCCUAGAUUAUGAAGUUACCUGGGCAAAGACCAAAGCGACAGUGGCUAACAGCAAGCACCAUCUUGCACUCAGUCUGGACACCACUGAAGACUAUAUCGUCGCAGUUACAGCUAGGAAUAUAAACGGAAGCUCAUCCCCAUCAACCAUCACCACCCCCCCCUUCAAUCCAAACAAAACUGGAGUGAACAAUUUGCAGAUCAAUCGCAAAAAUGGAAGCUUCAGCCUGUCCUGGUCUGCCAGUCCUGCAGCUAGCUGUGGCUACAUAGUGGACUGGUGUCCUACCUCCGGUCAUUGCAGUUUGGAGUGGCUGAAAGUGCCUCCCCAUGAACAUAACGCCAAUAUAUUUUCAAAAAACCUAAAAGAUGGACUGAGAUAUUCAUUGUCCUUAUAUGCCUGCACCCAGGGAGCUCCAGUGCUGCUAGAAAGAGGAGAGGGCUAUGUCAGUGAGGAAAGAAUAAAAGACGGCCUCUUUGUACCACUGAAAUGGAAACAGCAGGAUUCAGAUGUUGAGGUAUCCUGGAAUCCAGUAUCUCUAACAGAACAGACAGCUUUCAUCCAGGGCUACAUUCUGUAUUGCACAGACAAAGACAACGACAACAAGAUAGUCUGCAAUGUGAGCACAGACAAUCCGGAGGCCAUCACCCUGAGAGCAAGUCACCUGAAAAUCGGUUCCUAUGAAUUCACAGUAAAAGCACGGACUGCGGUGGGAGAAUGUGGCACUACAUCCUUAACUGCCACCUUGAAUUCACAGACUGAUAACUUGAUCAAGGCAGUCAUCAUUUCCCUGGUCACUGUUUUUAGUCUACUUUCCCUCAUCACUGUCGUUUGCUUAAAACACUGGGCGUGCAUCAAAGAGAUGGUGUAUCCUCCAAUCCCAAAACCACUGUUGACGGACAAGUGGUUGACAUCGCCGGGUGAACAUAGUUGUCAUCCUCUUCGUGUGGAUCAGUGUCAACACAGUGAAGUGGCUAACAUGGAUAUUCCUGAGCUGCAUUGUAAAUCAGGAGGACCAGUGAAUGAUUAUGUCAGUCCCGAGAACAUACCUUUUGUUUUUGCUCAGACUCCAAAGGGUUACUACAACCAGCCCCUGCAAAAGUGUACCCCACCACCCCUUAUUUUAGCCACUCCAACAGUCCCAUCUCAGUCAGGUUUACCAUCUUCUCCAAUCAGAGGUUUAUUUCCUAACCCGUCAUAUAACCUGAUGAUGCAGGCUGGGGAUCAAUGGUCCAACCCAGGGCCUGAACUUCAAGAGGGGACAUGUUUAGAGAGAAACUCCAGUGGAUACCAGCCACAGAGUCGCACAGAAAACUUCACCCUAAAUCAGACAGAACAGGAUCCAGAGUGUUACAUUUUGUUACCACAGUGACAUUCCACAUAGUUGUUGCAUGCACAUAUAGUAUAUCGUAAGUAUGAAAACAAAUAUGACAGUGCUGCGAGAAAACAUAAAUUUAACUUGAGGUUUGUGAAUGUGUACACAUUAAUACAUUACUAUGGUAUUUAAGCAUAGUUUUGUUCCAUAAAUGACGACUGAUAAAGUAACGUAUACUGUGACUUAUAACUUGACAGGUGUGGUUUUGCCCUUGCAGUUGGGGUAUAGAAUACAAUAUGAUUCCUCUGUAAAACAAAAUCAUAUAUCGAUGCCACUGUCUAUUAGCUUACCUUAACAAAUCCAUUUGCUGCUUGAGUUAUGUGAUUGUGAAAUCCAUGCAGAGUUACAUGCAGGAAAUCCAGCUGUUGCUUUCUGGUAAUCUUGAGUCCCAGAUGCCAGACCAAACGUGUCGUACCUGGAUCCAGAACACUUUGGUUCAUGGAAAAUAAACAAUAGUGAAAUCUAGAUAGUGAAGCCAAGACAUUCUUCAAACCCACAAAGUUUUAUUUUAAAUGUUGGUAGAGAUCCCUAAGUUUCCAUUUUUGGGGAAAAAUAUGAAUGAACACAUGUGGAAAAUAUGUGUAAUAAUAAUAAAAGUAACUUUAUUUAUACAGCACUUUUCGAAACAAAGUUAGAAAAAUGCUUUACAUGGUUUUCAACAGGAUUACUACAUUAAGAACUAGAAAUUGGGUAUUGGAACAAAUAUUUCCAUUUGAUGUAAUGGAAAAAAUGUAAUUGUAAUUCUAAAAAACAUGGGUCCUGGCAGGGCCAUAGCUGACACUUAGGACGCUGAAUUAAUGUCUUCCGUAUUUUGUCUUUUUUAAACUUUUUUAAAAGCAACCAAGAUUAAAAAAAAAAAAAAAAAAAAAA